Molecule: messenger RNA, 2590 nt
Organism: Oryza brachyantha (malo sina)
Lineage: Eukaryota; Viridiplantae; Streptophyta; Magnoliopsida; Poales; Poaceae
Exons: 9
Coding region: 66-2294 (742 amino acids)
Biological process (GO): lipid metabolic process
Source: RefSeq, a predicted model, not a curated record
UCCAAAAGGAGCCGUGGUGUCUAAAUCCACGUCGUGUCCCCCGUUGCGCGAAUCGGCCGACGAUAAUGCUGCAGGAAUUCAUCCACCACGUCAUCGCCAUCAUCAAGGAGUCUAUGAAGACAUUCACAUAUGAGUCACUAAACAAUGUUGCAAGGUUGAUAAAUGGAAUAUCAGCACUCUUGUUGACUCUAUUACCAGGGAAGGCCAACAUGUUAGAAGGCAUUAGUGGCUGGGAACUUAGACCAUCAUUUCGUGGUCCAUGUCUUCCUCGCUGGAUGAAAAGUGGCGUUUCAUCAUUCAAUGUGUUCAUUCAUGAACUAUCUGUCGAUUCUAAUGGUGAAUUAUUAACUGACUCAAUCCCUGGGGAUGAUGAAAAUGAAGAGUUUAUAUGCCCUUCAUCUCCAUUGUCCCAAAGUUCACGGUUAUCACACACAAGCAGUUUUGGUAGACGUGAUCAUCGAUUGAGAAGACCUAUUAGAUAUGCAGUUUCAUGGAUUCUUUGGCCUGUCAGAUUUCUUGUCUCUUUGCUUCAGAUUCUAUUCAAUGCUAUGAAGUUUUCGAUCACGCAGACAGCUAGUAAAAUCCCAGAAAGUCCUUAUAUUCCAGAAAGUCCCCAUGUUUUUAGAAACUUUGCUUCUAGGAGAGGGCUUAACAUCAACGAUCAAGUUCUUCAACGAACAACUGACAGGAGGCGUGGAGUUUUUGAGGAUCUCCAUCUUGCAAUUGAGAUUUUCAUCGAAUCAGUGUUUGACAUUGUUCAUAAAGGCGCACAUUAUGUCCUUUCUCCUUCUGAGGUGUGGCAAAAGUUGUUUUGCUGGAUUCAUAGAGGAGGCGGCAGCAGCAACAGUUCUGUUGUUGAUGUACCAACUGCUAAUGUUGGCAAUGAUAAUCCGACCCCAACUGAAAGGAAGACUACAUAUCGACAUCCUUUGAAUACGGAUUCUCGGACAUGUGAAGAUGUUAUCACUGAGCUUGGUUAUCCUUUCGAGGCUAUAAAAGUAGUUACUUCAGAUGGAUAUGUCUUACUGCUGGAGAGAAUUCCAAGGCAUGAUUCACAUAAGGUGGUAUUGCUGCAACAUGGAAUACUUGACUCUUCUAUGGGUUGGGUAUCGAAUGGUGUUGUUGGCUCACCUGCAUUUGCGGCCUAUGAUCAAGGUUAUGAUGUUUUUCUUGGAAAUUUGCGUGGUUUGGUCUCCAGGGAGCAUGUUGAUAAAAAUAUUUCUUCCUACAAGUACUGGAAAUAUUCUGUUAAUGAACAUGGAACCAAAGAUAUGAAAGCAAUCGUUGAAGAAAUUCACAAGAUUAAAACUUCAGAACUUGGCAAAAGUAGACCUCAUAUAAAUUUGGAAACAAAGGAUCAAAACGAUAAUAAGAUAAAAAAUUUAGAAGUGCAGGCUUCACAGGAUGAUGAGAGAGAUAGUCAACCAUACAAGCUUUGUGCUGUCUGCCACAGCUUGGGUGGUGCGGUGAUGUUAAUGUAUGUAGUGACAUCGAGGAUUGCGCAGAAGUCCCAUAGGUUGUCUAGAUUGGUCUUGCUAUCGCCUGCUGGCUUUCAUGAGGAUUCCAAUGUGGUGUUCAGCAUGGUAGAAAAGCUCAUUUUGUUUGUUGGACCAGUACUUGCUCCACUUAUACCUGGGCUUUACAUACCAACUCGUUUCUUCCGGAUGCUACUUAACAAGCUGGCUAGGGACUUCAACAACUAUCCUGCUUUGGGUGGCCUUGUCCAAACUCUUAUGGGCUAUGUAGUUGGUGGCGAUAGCUCAAAUUGGGUGGGGGUACUCGGGUUGCCCCACUACAACAUGGAUGACAUGCCCGGUGUGUCGUUCCAUGUUGCAGUCCACCUUGCACAAAUAAAGAGGGCAACAAGAUUCCAAAUGUAUGACUAUGGAAGUCCAGCAGCAAACAUGGAGGCAUAUGGAACACCAGAACCGUUGGACCUGGGAGCUCAUUAUGGCCUCAUUGACAUCCCAGUGGAUUUAGUUGCUGGGCAAAGAGACAAAGUUAUCUCACCAUCCAUGGUAAAGAAGCACUACAAGUUGAUGCGCAAGGCUGGUGUAGAGGUUUCCUACAAUGAAUUCGUGUAUGCUCAUUUGGAUUUCACAUUCUCCCAUAGAGAGGAGCUUUUGUCCUAUGUUAUGUCCUGCCUGCUCUUAGUAAAUAGCCCUAGAAAAGCUAGCAUCAAGCAUACCAGUGUCCACCUUCGAAAGCCGAAGAAAGCCCAAUCAGAAAUUGAAGCUGAUUGUGAUAGCAAGGAGUAUACAGGCAUAGUAUAUAAUGGGGUCACCAACGAGUAAAAUAGGCAUGGGCAUGCUGCGUGAUGUGAUGAUCAUGUGGAAUCUGCUGAGCAUUUGUUGUUCAUUUGGUGAAUAGAACAUGUGUUUUUUGUCGCCAUGCCGCCUUCAUCGUGUAGAAGAUGUGAGGAUGGAUAGAGCCCAGUUCUUUUUAGCACUAGUUAGUUUUGUUGACGGGGAUUGUUUUAUUAUACCCGUAGGAAAACAAAACUUGUAUAUGUAUACACGCCUAGUUGCUAUAGUGUUGUUCAUAUAUCAUGAAACUAUCAGGAACAAGAAGCUACUGUACUGUUUAAGAA